AUGAAACAUCGUAAUAACACUAAUAAUUUGAAUCCAACAAUUACAUCAGGUGGAAGUAUUGGUAUUUCUAGUAGUGGAAGCAGAAAAAGUUUUAAAGUAAAUGUGCCCAAACCAGUUAACCUUCCAAUAUCAUCCAGUACUGCUGUAAAUACAAACAUCACGUCUGGUAGCAGUUUUAAUGGAACCCCUAACACUGUUUCAACAGGAUCUGCUGCUUCUAGUGGAAUGAGUAAUGCAUUGUCCAUGUCAUCGAAUGUUUCAAACACAUCCAAUACAACUAGUAAUGCUUGGGCCAGUAAACCUUUCCCAUUACUCCAAUCGAACACAUCAGAAUCAUCACAACAAUACACCGAUCCAAGUAUUCCUCAUCAAAUCGAAACCAAGGUUGUCAACACACCUCUUUCACUCCCGGUACGAUCCACUAGAACACCAGUAAUAUCCUCUCCUGCCCGUAAUGAUGACAAUGAUGAUGAUGAUGAUGAAAUUAUUACAAGUAAUCAUAAAGGCUCUUCAACAACUACCACCUCUGCCACUACCCCCUCUGAUUCUGAACACCGUUCAGAUAAGAAAUCAACACCACAAAUGUUGCCUGGUGAUAGCAACUGGAGUGAGAUUUCUGAUGACGAUGAAAUUUAUGACAAGGAGUUGGAAGAACUCAUUGAAAAGGAAAACAAAUCAUCAACUCCUCCUGUGAAAUCGAAAAAACAAAAGUAUCUGGAAAAGAAAAAACUAUUACGUGAACAGGAGAGAUUGAAUGCCGAGAAACAAACUACAUCAGUUACUUCCACUCCAAAAUCAGAUUCGGAAUCGUCAAUUAAGGCCACCAUUACUAGUCCAUCAGUCCAUAACGUUUCUCCACCACCCUCUCCUCCAUCAUUUUCAACAGAGCCACAACAUCAAAAGUUCUUUUCUCAAUCACCUCCUCAGCAAAACAAUCCACCUCCUUCUUCGAUUCCAUUAUCACAAUCAUUUCCUCCAAUGGCAUCUACUGCUGUAACACCAAGCGAAACAACGCCAGUAGAAGCCAACACUCACAAACCAAAUACCGUUCCUUCCUUUUUCUCAACAACUCGACCUUCGAACACAACACAACCAUCACGAAACUCGCAUCCAACAGGUGGAAGUACUUCUCAUACUGUAUCUCAUCAACCACAAGCGUCACCUCGCAAGGACAUUCCAAAAGAAGAAAUUAUUAAGAGUAUUUUGGAACAAGAAGUAAUUAUGAACGAGGCAGCUGAAAGGAGAAGAAAAGAGAAAAUGGAAGAAGAAGAAAGACUGGAGCGAGAGAGAAAAGAAAAAGCUCAAGCUAAACUGCUUGAGCUUGAAAGAAAACUACAGGCCAAGAAAGUGCUUCAACAACCUGCCGAGACUGAAUCACAAAACCCAACUGUAACAUCUAAUGCAAAUGAAACACAGCCUCAACCAUUAUCACCUCAACCACAUCAUCAACAAUAUGGAGAGGUGAAAAUACUUAAAUCCAAUAGAGCAAAUCAACAGCAUGGAAGAGGGGGUUCCUCGCUUCGUCAACAAAGAAACACCACUGACACCUCUAGCUCAACAAAUCAAAACUCUUCUGGAACCCAAGAGAAACAACCUCCAACAAAUCCUACGGAACUUGAUAACAAUUGGAGAGAUUCAACAAUUAAGGUUCCUAAUGCAUUUGUUGAAUCUUUCCAAAAAUCAAAAAAAUCAGAAAUUGAGCAUACUGUUCCACCUCGUGACAAGCACCAUGAAGGAGAGGUCACACGUCAUCCUAAUGUUGGAAGAGGCUCGUACGGUAACAGGGAGGCAAACAGAGGAGGAAAUACAAGAGGAAGAGGAAAUUAUCAUAAUGUAAAUGGACAACAACCUCGAAAUAACAGAAAUAAGCAGAAUGUUGUCAACGUAACCUCACAGAAUGAAACACAGAAUGAAAAUGUAGAAAAAUCAAAUCAGUUUGCUACACUUGACCUCAGCAAUGUUCUCAAAAAUAAUAUCAAUCCUAAUGAGGCAAAGAUUUCCUUUGGAUUAUUUGCUGAUGACUCUAAACCCGCUACAACACUAAGCCAUGGCAAUGCUAUUCAACAACAAUCAGCACCAUUAUCACAUCAAAACGAAAAUCAUCAGGGUGACUUAACACCUUCACAAGUGAAUGUUGAAAAUACUUUGCAGGACAAUAGCAAUGGAAAACCAUUUAAACAAAGAAGGGAAAGACCUUAUUCACAAUCAGGCGGACACAAACCCUCUCAUAGCCACCACCAUCACAGUCACAGCGGAUACAGCAAUAGACGAAAUAGUGAGGAUACAUCUUCUAUCUCCUUCAAGAAAGUGCAAGAUUCGAACACACUGACCGACAACCAAAAUAAUAAGGAUACUCAACAAUCUCACUCCAAUGGAGAGGCUCACCAUCUGCCCUCUACUGCAAUUUCCAACAUGGCUCAAGAAAGUACUAGUCAACCCUCACCAAACGUGAAUCACAGCGAUUCAAGACCUUCAUCCUCAAGAAAUCCAAGAGACUACUCCAAGAGAGGUCAAAACACUCAUCAUUCCAACAAUCCACACCACCAUCCAACCUCAAGAAAUUACAACAAUCAGACUAACAAUGGUCAGCACAACUAUGAAAAACCACACAGUAACAGGCCUAGGGACUCAAACUCUCGAGAUCAAAUCAAGCAUUUACUAUCUCAACAUUACAAAGAACUACAAGUUUUCGGAUCAUCAUGCAAAGCGUACAGAAGAUUUCUUUCUAGAUUUAAGGGAUGCCCUUUUCAACUCUACACUCAUCACAUUGAUUUGAGAUGGAAUGAAACAAUGAAAACAUGGAAACACAAGUUGAAGGAGCAUGAAUCCUAUGGGUUUGUUUUGAAUGAAUCCCUCUCCUUUCUAAGGUCUAUUCCAGAUCAUCCCUUCCUUGGGCAUUUACUUGACCUCAAAAAGUUCAUUUCAUCCAUGCAAGAAAAGUUUAGACUUGCUUUAGAUUGUGCAUUUCGGAAAUAUCGUAUACUUCAUGAAUGGAUUGCCAAUUUCCAAAGCAACGUUAAAACGCUGACAAAAAAACACGACGAUAAACACCACAGCAGAGUUGAUUUCAAACAACACGAGUGUUGCAACGUUGUCCCAUAUUCGAUUGGCCAGAGAACAAGAAUUCGAAAAGAGUGUUUUGAUCAGAUCAAAGCUUCUGAAUACCUUAUUCAACUCAAGAACCAAAUUGACGAAGAUAUUAGAAGAUUUGUAGCUCGAUUUGGAGGGAAUAAUACGAUUGGUGAGCAUCCUCCAUUACCACUCAAAAUGAAUUUCAAAGAAUGCAAGCUUGAAGACGACUCUCAUUUGAACAGGAUUGAUAACUCGUACGAUAGGAAGGAACACAGGAAGAGUUGUGUGAGAGUACAACCAGAACGAACAAGCAUCUCAGACAAAAGAGUUCACAUCAAACAACAAGCCCUCGAAUCCAAACGUUCUUCAAAUUUUACCACUGAGCACAACCAUGAGUGCCCACCAGCUCAUGUGAGGCGAUGCGAAUUUCAUGAAAUGCCAGACCGACAGCUUGAAAAAGACUUGCAUGACACCAUGCCUUAUGUGUUAUUCAGCAUUCCAGCAUCCAGUGUUAAUACGGACGAUCGAUUCAGAUCCCACAAUGCAAACAUGACUAAAAGGAAGAGGCUUGAAAAGCUUGGCAAGUUUGACUUCAGUGACGUUAUUUCCAUGCAGCAGUAUAAGAACCUGGUUCAAGACGUACAAGAUGGAGAUGAUGUUUUGAAUGGAACUAAAAUACCAGCAAGAAAAAAGAUUCCAUCACAACAUGCAGGUCAGAGAUCAUCUAAAUCUUAA
This is a messenger RNA of Naegleria lovaniensis, 3807 nucleotides long. RefSeq lists its product as uncharacterized. The transcript has 3 exons. The record is from RefSeq and is a predicted model, not a curated record. Bases 1 to 3807 code for a protein of 1268 amino acids. Lineage: Eukaryota; Heterolobosea; Eutetramitea; Acrasida; Naegleriidae.